Molecule: messenger RNA, 953 nt
Organism: Agrilus planipennis (emerald ash borer)
Lineage: Eukaryota; Metazoa; Arthropoda; Insecta; Coleoptera; Buprestidae
Exons: 3
Coding region: 118-435 (105 amino acids)
Source: RefSeq, a predicted model, not a curated record
AGAGACGCGGAUACAGAGAUAACGCGAUAAAAAAGAAAUCAUUACACCAAGACUACAGUGAUUGUAUUGUAUUGUGUUGUAGGUAGAAACAAAAUUUUGACACAACAGAAAAAUAAAAUGGAAACGGAGUAUUUGCUCAUGUACAUCAUGACGUUUUUGACUGCAGUUGUGGUAUUUUGUGUGAUGUUUUUCAUUUCCACGGAGAGCAAUAAGUUAAGAAGAGAACUGGUAGAGAGAGGACGAUUGAUACGACUGUCAGGAUAUCCAUUAUCCAGUAGGAGAGCAAGCGAGAUAGCAGCCUAUGUGCAGCAACAUAUUACUAGGAGUCCUUUAGGGCAAGAACCCCCACCUCGUUACGAACCUCCACCAUGCUACGAACAGGCAGAGGGUGGUGGUGGCAAUUCUACUACACCCUCUAGCGGCAAUAAAUAUUAAUUUAAUGUGAUAAGAUGUUUAGCAAAUAAUUCCAUGGCCAGUAAAACCUAAUAAAUGAAAAAAAAAAAAGAAUGAGUCAGAAUAUAAGGAUCUAUAGUACUAGAAAAUUUAUUUCUUUUUGAAAUAUUUAGUACUUUUGAAACAAUUAUUAUGUUUGUUUUAGUUUUUUAAUAUAAAUCACAGUUUAUUUUAUUUAUUGACAACUUUUUAAUUAAGUUUUUAUUUUAAUUUAAUUUAAUUCCAAAGGAUAUUCGUUACUUAGCAUAUACGUACUUAAUACUGUUAUUGAUGUAGGUAAGUUAAAUAAGAUAUUAAGAACUAAGUCGGAAAAGUGUUAUAAUAUUAUGAAGAAAAAAAAAAAGAAUUUUAAAGAACAAUCCGCGAUCGCCUGAGGUACUAUUAUAAGAUCAAGGGGCUCAUGGAUGUUUUAUUGUGUUUUACAUUUACUUAAGUUAUAUUAAAGUGUUCUUAAAUGCCUUAUUGUGAUUUGAAUUUAAUAAAGUUAUAUCUAACUGUCA